AGUUACCGUCUGUACAUCACACAGAGACGUUCCCACGGUUUUUGUUCUUCUACCUCAGAAUAACUUAGACAAUGGUCCACUCGUACGGCUACAAGUCCGGCACCCGCCACCUCUUCGCGAAGAAGUUCCGCAAGCACGGUGUGCCGCCGGUGUCGACGAUCCUGUCGACCGUGAAGGUGGGCGACUUCGUCGACGUCGUGGCGGACUCCGCGGUGCGGGAGGGCAUGCCGCACAAGUACUACCACGGCCGCACGGGCAUCGUGUGGAACGUCACGCCCCGCGGUGUCGGCGUGAUCAUCAACAAGCCGGUCCGCACGCGCACCCUGCGCAAGCGCAUCUGCGUCCGCUUCGAGCACGUCCGCAAGUCGCGUUGCCAGGAGGCGUUCAAGGCGAAGGAGCACCAGUUCCAGGCCCACCUCGCUGCCAAGAAGGCCGGCACGGCCCUGCCGCCGCUGAAGAAGAGCUCCCGCGUGGGCGGCUUCGUGCGCCCGAAGAGCGUGGAGGUGCUGGCCCGCCGCGUGGCGGACUACGAGGCGAUGCUGCCGUACUAAGAGCGUGUACCGCGUCUCUGGCCUGCCGCACUCCUGCCGCGGUGCUCUCUCGAUGAAAGCGUGGAACACUUUUUGUCGGUGCAGAAAAGGUGAAUGACUUCGGUUUCUUUUCUGGUUUUCUCAUUUCUGAAU
Leptomonas pyrrhocoris is the source of this 683-nucleotide messenger RNA. RefSeq names its product putative 60S ribosomal protein L21. The record is from RefSeq and is a predicted model, not a curated record. Gene Ontology annotation, cellular component: ribosome; cytosolic large ribosomal subunit. Gene Ontology annotation, biological process: translation. The transcript has a single exon. NCBI's taxonomy places the organism in Eukaryota, Euglenozoa, Kinetoplastea, Trypanosomatida, Trypanosomatidae. Gene Ontology annotation, molecular function: structural constituent of ribosome. Bases 72 to 551 code for a protein of 159 amino acids.